CACUCUUCUGAGCGAUCAUCUCCUCCGGUGUUGCUGCUCCCUGACCCCUGUCUCAGGGAGACGGUGACAUUCAAGGAUGUGGCGGUGGUCUUCUCGGAGGAGGAGCUGGCGCUGCUGGACCCUGCCCAGAGGAAGCUGUAUGGAGACGUGAUGCUGGAGAACUUCAGGAACCUGAUAUCUGUGGGUGAGCACAGGCACUCUAUGGCCGACUCAUUUAAUGUCUGUCAAAACAGAAAGAUAAGUCUUCAGUUGUCCAUUUCUUUGCAUUCUGUCUCUACAGGAGGAAAGAUCCAAAGUAAGAUGAAGACUGUUUUAGAAACAGAACCAUCUGAAGAGCUUUCCUGCUGGCAGAUCUGGCAACAGAUUGCAAUUGACUUAACCAGGUGUCAGGGCUCCAUGAUAAAGAGUUCUCAGCUCCCCAAACAAGGUGAUUCACCCGGACAGGUUGGGGCAGGACAGUCUGUAACUCACACAGGCCAGAAACCUGAUCAGUCUAGUGAACUUAAGAAAUAUUUCAGUGAUGUCUCCAGCCUUGAUCUUCAUCAACAAACACACUCAGGAGUGAAGUCUCAUAUAUGUCGUGAGUGUGGAAAAAGCUUCUGUUAUAGUUCAGCACUUCAUAUUCACCAGAGAGUUCAUCUGGGAGAGAAACGCUACAAGUGUGAUGAGUGUGGUAAGGAAUUUAGCCAGAGCUCAUGUCUGCAAACUCAUCAGAAAGUUCACACUGUGGAGAAGCCGUUCAAAUGUGAGAAGUGUGGGAAUGGCUUCUGUCGUAGAUCAGCACUUAAUGUUCAUUAUAAAUUGCACAUGGAGGAGAAACCUUAUAACUGUGACCAAUGUGGAAGGGCCUUCAUUCAUGCUUCACAUCUUCAGGAACAUCAGAGAAUCCACACUGGGGAGAAACCCUUCAAAUGUGAUAAAUGCGGUAAGAAUUUCCGACGUAGAUCAUCGCUUAAUAGUCAUUGUAUGGUCCACACAGGAGAAAAACUGUUCAAAUGUGAGGAGUGUGGGAAGUGUUUCUUUUGUAGCUCAAAUCUUCAUAUCCACCAGAAGGGCCACACACGAGAGAAACCUUAUAAGUGUGAGGAGUGUGGGAAGGGCUUCAUUCAGCCUUCGCAUUUUCGGGCCCAUCAGAGAAUCCAUACUGGAGAGAAACCAUAUGUAUGCAAAGUGUGUGGUAAAGGCUUUACUAUGAGUUCAAAUCUUCAGGCACAUCAGAGAGUCCACACAGGAGAGAAACCAUACAAAUGUGAUGAGUGUGGGAAGAACUUUGGUACAAAAACCCGUUAUCAAGUUCAUCUGGUAGUCCACACGGGAGAGAGACCCUAUAAAUGUGAGGUAUGUGGGAAGGACUUCAGUCAAAGAGCAUAUCUUCAAUCCCAUCUAAAGACCCACAGUGUAGAGAAACCUUACAAGUGUGAGGAGUGCGGGCAGGGCUUCAAUCAGAGUUCCCGACUUCAGAUUCACCAGCUGAUCCAUACUGGUGAGAAACCACACAAAUGUGACGAGUGUGGGAAGGGAUUCAAUCGUAGAGCAGAUCUCAAAAUUCAUUGCAGAAUCCACACAGGAGAGAAACCGUUUAAUUGUGAGGAGUGUGGGAAAGUAUUCAGGCAGGCUGCAAAUCUUCUGGCCCAUCAGAGAAUCCACAGUGGAGAGAAACCAUUCAAAUGUGAAGAGUGUGGGAAGAGUUUCGGUCGCAGUUCACACCUCCAAGCCCAUCAAAAAGUCCACACUGGGGAAAAGCCGUACAAAUGUGAGGAGUGUGGGAAGGGCUUCAAGUGGAGCUUGAAUCUUGACAUGCAUCAGAGGGUCCACACAGGAGAGAAACCGUACAAGUGUGGGGAGUGUGGUAAGCACUUCAGUCAGGCCUCAAGUCUGAAGGUUCAUCAGAGUGUUCACAGUGAAGAGAAACCAUACAAAUGUGAUGUGUGUGGCAAGGUCUUCCGCCACUCUUCGCAGCUGCAAUCUCAUCAGCGGGUUCACACGGGGGAGACACCUUACAAGUGUGAGACGUGUGGUCAGAGCUUCCGAUGGAGCUCACUUCUGCAAACCCAUCAGAAAGUCCACACUGUAGAGAAGCCAUUUAAAUGUGAGGAGUGUGGGAAAGGCUUUGGUCGUAGAUCAGCACUUACUGUUCAUUGUAAAGUCCACACAGGAGAGAAACCUUAUCAUUGUGAGGAGUGUGGAAGGGCCUUCAGUCAGGCCUCUCAUCUCCAGGACCAUCAGAGAGUCCACACUGGCGAGAAACCAUUCAGAUGUGAUGCAUGUGGCAAAAGCUUCAGUCGGAAUUCACAUCUUCAGUCCCAUCAGAGAGUCCAUACGGGAGAGAAACCAUACAAAUGUGAGGAGUGUGGGAAGGGCUUCAUUUGUAGUUCAAAUCUAUACAUUCAUCAGAGGGUCCACACAGGAGAAAAACCCUACAAAUGCGAGGAAUGUGGUAAAGGCUUUAGUCGCCCUUCAAGUCUUCAGGCCCAUCAGGGUGUUCACACUGGAGAGAAAUCCUACAUAUGUAAUGUGUGUGGUAAAGGCUUUACUCUGAGUUCAAAUCUUCAAGCCCAUCAGAGAGUCCACACAGGAGAGAAACCAUACAAAUGUGAUGAGUGUGGGAAGAGUUUCAGGAGGAACUCCCAUUAUCAAGUUCAUCUGGUAGUCCACACAGGGGAGAAACCCUAUAAAUGCGAGGUAUGCGGAAAGGGCUUCAGUCAGAGUUCAUAUCUUCAAAUCCAUCUGAAGGCGCACAGCGUAGAGAAACCUUACAAGUGUGAGGAGUGCGGGCAGGGCUUCAAUCAGAGUUCCCGACUUCAGAUUCACCAGCUGAUCCAUACUGGUGAGAAACCAUACAAAUGUGACGAGUGUGGAAAAGGAUUCAGUCGUAGAGCAGAUCUCAAAAUUCAUUGCAGAAUCCACACAGGAGAGAAACCAUAUAAUUGUGAGGAGUGUGGGAAAGUAUUCAGGCAGGCCUCAAAUCUUCUGGCCCAUCAGAGAGUCCACAGUGGAGAGAAACCAUUCAAAUGUGAAGAGUGUGGGAAGAGUUUCGGUCGCAGUUCACACCUCCAAGCCCAUCAAAAAGUCCACACUGGGGAAAAGCCGUACAAAUGUGAGGAGUGUGGGAAGGGCUUCAAGUGGAGCUUGAAUCUUGACAUGCAUCAGAGGGUCCACACAGGAGAGAAACCGUACAAGUGUGGGGAGUGUGGUAAGCACUUCAGUCAGGCCUCAAGUCUUCAGCUUCAUCAGAGCGUCCACACUGGAGAGAAACCGUACAAAUGUGAUGUGUGUGGUAAGGUCUUCAGUCGCUCUUCACAGCUACAGUCUCACCAGAGAGUUCACACGGGGGAGAAACCUUACAAAUGUGAAGAAUGUGGGAAGGCCUUUGGUCAUCGUUCAAGUCUUUAUCAACAUAAGAAAAUCCAUUCUGGUGAGAAACCAUAUAAAUGUAAACAAUGUGGAAAGGCCUUUGUUCGCAGCUAUCUACUUAUUGAACAUCAGAGAAGUCAUACUGGUGAGAAGCCUCAUGAAUGUAAGGAAUGUGGGAAGGCCUUUAGUAGGGGCUCAAGUCUUUCUCAACAUAAGAGGAUUCAUACCGGUGAAAAACCCUAUGAAUGUAAAGAAUGUGGUAAGGCCUUUAAUCGCAGCGAUCGACUUACUCAACAUCAGAGAAUUCAUACUGGUGUGAAACCACACAAAUGUAAGGAAUGUGGAAAGACCUUUACUCUUUGCUAUCAACUUACUCAACAUCAAAGAUUUCAUAGUGGUGAGAAACUCCUGAUGUAAUGAGAGUCAGAAAGCAUUUAACUUUGGCACCUUUACCAUUACCACUAUUCUACCACCUAGUGAUGUUAUGGUAAAGAUUAAAUUACUUAACAUAAAAUUUAAAUGCUUAGGGAUCAUCUGGCACAUGGUAUUUGCUUACUAAGUAUUGUGGCUUUUUAAAUGAUAAUCACUAUUAUUACUAUACAUAAAUUCAUGUGAAGAAAGACCCUAUAAGCAUAUUUUUAAAAUGUAUCAGGGCUCGUCCAUAU
This is a messenger RNA of Enhydra lutris kenyoni (northern sea otter), 4019 nucleotides long. Its product is annotated as zinc finger protein 404. NCBI's taxonomy places the organism in Eukaryota, Metazoa, Chordata, Mammalia, Carnivora, Mustelidae. The transcript is spliced from 9 exons. Gene Ontology annotation, cellular component: nucleus. Gene Ontology annotation, molecular function: histone H3K4 methyltransferase activity; DNA-binding transcription factor activity, RNA polymerase II-specific; recombination hotspot binding. Gene Ontology annotation, biological process: positive regulation of reciprocal meiotic recombination; regulation of transcription by RNA polymerase II. Bases 151 to 3771 code for a protein of 1206 amino acids. The record is from RefSeq and is a predicted model, not a curated record.